CUGUGAAGUUCUCAGAGUCAUUAAGGCUUAUCCAGCUAUCUUAGGAUGCUUGAAGGCCGAUUUAAGUAAAAUGAUCGAAAUUCAUAAUAAAAAUUAUCCUAGCCAAGAAGAAGAUCAUCAGAAGCAAAAUUUAGGAAAUAAAGAAAAUAUAUCAAGGAAGGCUGAGAUUAGAGAUCUUGGUAGCAUUAGCGCCAAGAAUCCUAAUCUAAGCUCCUAGUAAUAUGUCAAAGAGUAGUUCAAGAGAAGAGAGUGCUGGAAGGCGGAUCCUUCUAGACUCCAAUUUUGUCAAAAGUAAAGCCUCAGGUCAGAGAUUAGACACCGAAGAAUCGAAUCAUAGUAAUUUUUCUAGGCAAAGCCUGAAAAAUCGAGACUUUGCUCCGAUGUUUGACACUUUUAAUGAAGGAGAGACCAGCAUGAAGCUUAGAGAAAUUAGCAAUGAAGGAUCUCUUGACUUAGAAGCUCAGAUCAUGAAUCAUAUUGAUAAUCUCUCUCAGGGCUUCAAGUCUCUUAUACUUCAUUUGGACAUGCGCAGCAUGUCCAAAUCUUUAGAAGAAGUUCCUGAAGAGACUUUAAAAGUGAGAAUAAAGAGCUUGAUCUAUGAAUACGAACAAAAAAUUCAGGAGAUAGACAAAUACAGAACUGCCAACAGGGAGUUUUGCAAAGACUUCUCCUCAACUAACCUGUUCUCUGAUUUUGCCAAGACCACUCAGUCUAUUAUCAGGUACAAUGAAUCUGCUGAUGACUCAAAGAUGACAAGUAAUUUUGGAAUUGAGGACUCUCAGAAUGAAUCUCAGAACCCAGAAGAUCAUCAUAAUCAAGUUGUUGAAACCAUCACUUCUGAGAUGAAUAGUUCAUUAUUCAGGAAGAUCUAUUUGCCUGGCCAAAGAGAUGAAAGCUCAGAAGAAAGCAAGAGAGUCACCAAACCUCAGUCUUACUCCAUCAUCAAGGGAGGUCCUAAAGACAAGAAAAUCAUAACCAGCACCGGGGGACCAACUGAAGAGGACUCUCCUCAAAGUCUCAGCCAGCUUAAAAUAAAAAUGCUUCGACUAGAGAACGAGCUGCAGCUUCGUAAUAAACAGAUGAAGUCACUUUCAAGUGAAAACAAUGCAUGUGUAAAUAAACUAAUGGAUGCCAGCAAACUAAUCGAUGAUUUAUCAUCCAAAUACCAUGAUGUAAAUUUGGAAAAUAAUCGUCUAACCCAACAAUUGACAGAUUUAGAGUCCUGCAAAAAGGAAGAUAGGGGUAUUCAAACCUCAACUAGCCGGUAUGGCUAUGAAGACCUCCAUGAAGAGAAGCAAAAGUUGUCUCUAAAUUAUUCCUCAACACAGAAGGAUCUUGGAUUCUUUCUCACACCUAAUAAUUCUGACAACGAUGAGGUUCUUAUUGGCCCAGACUCUCCUGCAAAUCAAGCCCGAUGUGUGCUAAAUCAGGAAAACCCCCACAAGGCUAGUCAAGACAGUUAUGAAGAGAGCAAAGAGUACCAAGAAAACCGGUGAAAAUCAUACGAAAGUAGCAAGACUAAUAUCUUCAAAACAGACUUGUCUGUCUCAAAGACAUAUCUUGGCUCUUCCUCAUGAAAAUCAUUUGAAGAGAUCAUUAAGAGCCAAAAGGAUGAUAUAGAGUAUCUGAAGAAUCUGGCCAGAACUUUACUGUACAAAUAACAUUGGCCGCAUUAAGGACGCAAGGGAAGCAAUCGGAGUUAUCAUCGAUUUCUUACAAAACAUGGACACAAUGAACUUGAAGGACCUGUCGGAAUACAUCGCCAGGUUCUAUGAUGUCGCCUUUGGAGAUAAGUACCAAUACUUUAUAACCAAACUAGACUAUCUCAAGUCUGAGAUAGAAGAAAUCAAGUCAUUAAACAACAAAAAGAUUCUUUAGGUCAC
Molecule: messenger RNA, 1883 nt
Organism: Moneuplotes crassus
Lineage: Eukaryota; Ciliophora; Spirotrichea; Euplotida; Euplotidae
Source: the annotation of a GenBank genome assembly